This is a messenger RNA of Schistocerca gregaria, 2671 nucleotides long. Its product is annotated as methionine--tRNA ligase, mitochondrial-like. Bases 167 to 1810 code for a protein of 547 amino acids. The transcript is spliced from 7 exons. Lineage: Eukaryota; Metazoa; Arthropoda; Insecta; Orthoptera; Acrididae. Gene Ontology annotation, molecular function: methionine-tRNA ligase activity; ATP binding. Gene Ontology annotation, biological process: methionyl-tRNA aminoacylation. The record is from RefSeq and is a predicted model, not a curated record.
UUUGCGCAGACAGAUCGUUGCGUGUGGACGGGCCUUAAAAGUUCUCUGCCCCACACAGUUUUCAGAAUAUCCGUGUUCGACCGCUCGCUGUUCACUUAGCACUUGCUAGGCGUUGUGCACAAUCGAUAUUGCUACACCACGGUUUGUUUAUGUGUGGUGCGUUACAAUGGUGAAUGUUAGGUGGUGUAAAUUCAGUAAUUGUCACAAACGGUAUAGAAAUCUUUCGUCAUCAACAAAAAACAACAAAGAUCGCUAUUUUAUAACAACACCGAUUUUCUAUGUAAAUGCUUCACCUCACCUCGGACAUUUGUACACUGCCGUCAUAGCGGACGCACUUCAAAGAUUUCAGCGGUUGGUGUAUGGCACAAAGUGCAUUUUCAGCACGGGUACUGACGAGCAUGGCACGAAAGUACAGCAGGCUGCCGCUUCUGCCAAAAUGGAUGUGCCGACUUAUUGCUCUUAUAUAUCGAAUAAAUAUAAAGCUACAUUUCAUCAGUUCGAUGUUGGUUUUACCGAUUAUGUAAGAACAACACAAGAAAGACAUAAAGCAGCAGUUGAACAUUUCUGGAAUGAUUUAAGGAAAGGUGGAUACAUAUAUAAAGGUCAGUAUCAUGGCUGGUACUGUGUGUCUGAUGAGACAUUUCUGGCAGCAUCUCAACUGCGGGAGGAAGUUGGCCGUGAUGGGUCGUUAUGCAAAGUUUCUGUGGAAUCUGGCCAACCUGCUGAGUUUACAGUAGAAGAUAACUAUAUGUUUCGCUUGAGUAAUUUUCAGCAAGAUUUGCUUCACUGGCUUCGUGAUGAAAAUUCUGUACAUCCCUCCAAAUUCAGAAAACAACUGGAAAAAAUGGUCCAUGAAGGUUCAGUGCUGCAAGAUCUCUCUGUUUCUCGCCCAAGGGAACGUGUUCCAUGGGGCAUACCUGUACCAGAUGACCCUAAUCAUACAGUUUAUGUUUGGCUAGAUGCCCUUGUAAACUAUCUCACUGUUGCGGGUUAUCCUGAACAUGACUUCGCUUGGCCGCCAGAUGUGCAGGUUGUUGGGAAAGACAUACUGAAGUUUCAUGGUGUCUACUGGCCAGCAUUCCUCAUUGCUGCUGGUAUUCAGCCACCACGCACAUUACUCUGUCAUUCACAUUGGACUGUUGAUGGUGAGAAGAUGUCGAAGUCUCGACAAAAUGUGGUUGAUCCUGCUGCACUAAUUCACGACUUCACUUCAUGUGGAGUGCGAUACCUGUUGCUCAGGGAAGGAGUGCCACAUUCUGAUGGAAAUUAUAGUACAACAAAGGCUGUGCGCAUAUUGAAUUCUGAACUUGCUGACACACUUGGUAACUUGUUGAAUCGAUGUUGUGGUAUGGCUAUUAAUCCUGAUCAGAUAUACCCACGAUUCUGUGACGACACGUACCGACAGUACUGUCUGCUCAAUGGAGCUAAGCUAAAAGAUACAGCCACACAUCUGGCAGGUGCGGUUAAAGAGCACUUUGAAGAAUUUAAUUUUCAUCGUGCCGUUGACACAAUUAUAGGAAUCUUACAUGAGGCAAAUCGGUUUUUUGAACUGCAGCGGCCUUGGGAAGCACACAUGGAAAAGCGCAAUGCAUCAAUUCACUUGGUAAUGGAAACACUUAGAGUAAGCAGUGUGUUACUGUUGCCAAUUGCACCACGUCUAGCAGAACGGGUGUUACACAGGUUGGGAACACCACCAAGUGCCAGAGAUUGGGCAAGCUUACAGACUCUAAGUUGGAGUGGUGGAAACAUUGGCGGUUGGAAGCUGGGAACAGAUCGUUCAGCACUGUUUAGGAGGCUACAGUUCAAGUAAGAAGUUAAAUUGGAGGAGUACAAAGAAAGGCGACCAGAUGCUCAUAGAAACAGGCACAAUUGCGGCUAUUUUAAAUGGAAAUAUUGGAACAUACUGUCAUAGUAGUUGAUGUACAGGGAUCCAGUUGUUCAGUUGUACAAUGAAUUUCCUUGUUGUGUGCGAUUUGUGAUAUGAAGUCGAUUGUUCAUUAUCAACAGAUGCUGUAUUUCUUUGCUUCUUUUUAUGAAAAGUAGGCAAUGAACUAUUAUCUUUUGUAAUAAAUGUUUUCCCAUAAUUGUGGAUAACUGUGUGACAACAAAAAAAUGAUGACUUGUGAUUUUUGUAGACCAUACGGCAAUUAAGAGUGGAAAAUACAUAGCAAAUAAUUCUAGACAUUGGUCAUAAGUGGUACUGUGAGAUGAAUAAAUUGUCACAGGAGAGGAAAUCAUGCUGGGCUUCAGCAAAUCAGUCAGAGUAAUGGUGAUCCCUUAAAUAAUAUGCUGUCAAGAUUUUGAUCUAUGCUAUCUCAGGUCAAAUUAUUAACCCAUUCUGCGUCUGCAAUUCCAAAUGGCAUCAUUAAUUAUUCCUGGCUUUUUUUGGCCUCCCAGUGCUUCAAUGAUACUGUUUGGCAUCGCUUCACGUAGUUCCAAGUUUGGCCAACAGAUCACAGUGGCGUUUGCUUUCAUGACUCACCGUUUGUUUGAAGUGCAGAACAGAGAAGUGUCGCGAGUUGUGCUACUGCAUUUGUGAGUGAACAAUAACUGUUGUGUUUAGUUUUAUUCUGUGAAUACUGAAAUUCUUGGUUAUGGAACCAACUUUAUGUAGUUCUUCAAGGGCAAGGGAAAGAAAUAUGGUAUGUUUACAGUACAGUUAUUUAUGUAU